Molecule: messenger RNA, 1038 nt
Organism: Wallemia mellicola CBS 633.66
Lineage: Eukaryota; Fungi; Basidiomycota; Wallemiomycetes; Wallemiales; Wallemiaceae
Product: isopentenyl diphosphate isomerase
Exons: 2
Coding region: 24-695 (223 amino acids)
Biological process (GO): isopentenyl diphosphate biosynthetic process; isoprenoid biosynthetic process
Cellular component (GO): cytoplasm
Molecular function (GO): isopentenyl-diphosphate delta-isomerase activity
Source: RefSeq, a predicted model, not a curated record
GUCGUUUACUUCGAAGAGCAAAAAUGGUUGAACUGUCAAAAGAUGAGUACGAUUUAGAGCAAAUUAGAUUAAUGGAAGAGAGAUGUAUACUUUUAGAUGAGAAUGAUAACGUUAUGGGCGAUGUAUCAAAAAAGGACUGUCAUCUUAUGGAUAAUAUCAAUAAAGGAAUGCUGCAUAGAGCAUUCUCUACUUUCCUGUUUAGACCAUCCGAUGGUAGAUUACUCCUCCAAAAGAGAUCAAAGGAGAAGAUUACUUUCCCAGAUUUAUGGACAAACACCUGCUGCAGUCACCCAUUAGCUAUUAAGUCAGAAUUAGACGGUAUACCAGGUGCAAAGAACGCGGCAAUUAGAAAGUUAGAGCAUGAAUUAGGUAUAAAAGGUUUAAAACCUGAUCAAUUCGAUUAUUUAACUAGAAUACAUUAUUUAGCUCCAUCUGAUAGCUUAUGGGGUGAACACGAAAUAGACUAUAUCUUAUUCAUCAAGGCGGAUGUUGAAUUGGAUAUCAACCCAAAUGAAAUUUCUGAAUCUAGAUACGUCAAUCAACAGGAGUUGAAGGAUAUGAUGAACGAUAAGGACCAGUAUAAGUUGACGCCUUGGUUCGAGUUAAUUGGAGAUGAGUUGUUGUUUAAAUGGUGGGAUCAAUUGCUCAAGGGAGAGAAACUCGUUCAAGAUGACAAGUUAUAUAGAAUGAUUUAAGUAAUUAGUUAUAUCAUCAUUUAAUACCUUUGUUUGCUCUAUUGUCUUCAUAUAUUCAUCGUUAAAAUUUUCGGUUAAGAUGUCUGUUGACUGGGGUAGAUGGUCUAUUAGUACUCGCAAUUGAUUGAAUUGUUUUAAUAAAUCGACUGAUAGUUCAACUAGAUUGCUAUCGACAUCAUUUGAGCCGACGUUUGAAGUUGCAGAUAAAGCACCAAUAGACUUGAACUUUGAUUGCUUUAAAAUGAAAUUAAAAGUAGAAUACAUUAUUAUAAUCAAGUUCUCAACCUUUAUUUGUAUUUGCGUCAGUCUAUCCAUCUUCCUUGUCGACCUUGAUGACCGUUUU